Platichthys flesus (European flounder) is the source of this 1751-nucleotide messenger RNA. It is a transcript of the gene tstd3, whose product is annotated as thiosulfate sulfurtransferase like domain containing 3. The transcript has 4 exons. The coding region runs from base 126 to 653 and encodes 175 amino acids. Lineage: Eukaryota; Metazoa; Chordata; Actinopteri; Pleuronectiformes; Pleuronectidae. The record is from RefSeq and is a predicted model, not a curated record. Gene Ontology annotation, cellular component: mitochondrion. Gene Ontology annotation, molecular function: thiosulfate-cyanide sulfurtransferase activity.
UGGCGCAGGCGCAGGUCACAAGUUUGACGGUGAACCUGAACAGUGCGACUCUGCCACUCACCUCCAUAGUGACGCUGGGGCCCCAUGUUGAUUCAGUGCAGGUAUAGAGGCUAAAGUCACCACACAUGGCUCUCAGGCGGUGCUGGAGGUUCACAGGAGUAGUCCCGCGGAUGCUGUGUCCGAGAAGCGUCCGGCCCGGUGCUUCUGUCCCGGAAGGAAGGAGCUCUGUGCCCGGCCUCGAUCACACUCCCCUCGGGUGCAGAAACACAGAGUGGCUUCUGUACAGGGGAUUCACUUCAGCGCCAACCAGCACAGAUGUGACCUACGAGCAGCUGAAGCAGCUCCUGGCUGGCAGAAAAGCUGUGGUUAUAGAUGUCAGGGAGCCCUGGGAGCUCAGAGAGUACGGCUUUAUCCCUGGGGCCAUUAACAUCCCCUUGGGACAGUUGAACACUGCCCUCCAGCUUGUCCCAGAUGAUUUCAGAGAAAAGUAUGGUGGUGAAAUGCCCGAGCAGACAGACAACAUCGUGUUCACCUGUCUGGCAGGGAUUCGGAGUGAGAGGGCAGUCAAGGAAGCUGCCUCGCUGGGAUACAAAGACAUUUAUCAUUACCCGGGUGGAUGGAAAGACUGGGCGGCGAAUGAGCAUCACAACUGAUCCAGGGUUAAAAGAAAACAUAAAACAUAUGAAUCUGUUUUUUAUGUAUCUGGCAUCAAACUGGAGAUUUUUCAGAAGGUCAUUCACUUUAUUGUUAAUUUUAGAGCCUGAGAUAUAAGUUGUUCUCCUCAUGGGUGAAUCCAGAGGACUCGGCAAACAUCAGCAAUCGAUCCAUUUCAACAGUGUUGACUUGAAGUUUCUCAUUAAUGUGUUUCACCAUAGAAUACCCACACACCCUUAGCAGCUCCGGAACAAACACAUCCAGAGGGAUCUGAUCACAAUUGGUCAAUGCUAAGUGCAGGUGUGAACACACCCUUAUGCGUCCUCAAUGCUUCCUGAGAUCUGCUCACUGGAGGUGGUGUGGGACGCAUGUGGCCACAUAUGAAGGACUGCCUACUCAGCUGACUUCCUCUGACCUGCUACAGUUUAAACAUAUUUUUACACUUGUCAGAAUCCGUACAUUCAGAAUCCGCCAGCAACCCAAUAUCAACACUUACCACCGAAUGAUGACUGAUACUUUAUUUAUAAUUCUUCGUAGAAGAGCUGCACAUUCAUUCAGUCCCUCUUGUCUCCUCUCGUUGUCUUUCUGUCACUCGCUCAUGCCUACAUAAACAUUGUCAUCGGACACAUUUGUCAACUCAAACUGGGUAAAAACAAUAUAAUUUGGUCUUUGCAAACACAAAUAAAGUCCUUGAUUAUUUGCAUUUAGAGCAGAGAAGUGAGAUCUAAACACAAGUGGUCACAGGAGACGCAUGCAGGACACAUUUUAAUGCCAGGUUUCAACAGAGAAACUUAACGCUGUCUUCUUGUGAGUGCAUCUCUGAGGACUGAUGUUAAAACCAGGUCUGAACAGGACUAUUCGUUCAGUGGCUGUAAUAAUCAGCACAGCUAUAAUCGGACGAUGUAAACAAUUUUUUUAUUUAACAGACUAUGCAAAUUACUUAUCUGUGUAUGGUUGUGGGUUAAUGACCCUCCCACGUAUUCUGAACAGUUUUCAAUGUGAUGCAUUGUAAAUAUAUAAUAGUGUGCUGCUCAACAGAUUUGCAGUUGUUCCCAACAUCAUUCAAGAAAUAAAAUUAUAUUUUUGAUUAAAAUUGA